AUGGCGGUGGAAGGAGGGAUGAAAUGUGUCAAAUUCUUGCUCUACGUCUUUCUGCUGGCCUUUUGCGCCUGUGCAGUGGGACUGAUCGCCGUGGGUGUAGGAGCACAGAUCCUCUUGAGUCAGAUUAACCAAGGGCCCACUCCUGGCUCCUUGUUGCCUGUGGUCAUCAUUGCAGUGGGUGCCUUCCUCUUCCUGGUGGCCCUUGUGGGCUGCUGUGGGACCUGCAAGGAGAACUACUGUCUUAUGAUCACGUUUGUCAUUUUCCUGUCUCUUAUUAUGCUGGUGGAGGUGGCCACAGCCAUUGCUGGCUACAUAUUUAGAGAUAAGGUGGUAUCAGAGUUUAAGAAGAAUUUCCAGCAACAGAUGCAGACUUACCCAAAAGACAACCAGACAGCCGUGUUUUUGGACAAGCUGCAGCAAGAGUUUAAAUGUUGUGGCGCUGCUAACUACACAGACUGGGAGACCAUUCCUCUGGUGCCCAAGGGUCAGAUUCCUGACUCCUGCUGUGUCAAUGUCUCUGCGGGCUGUGGGAUCAAGUUCAAUUCAAAGGAUAUCUAUACCAAGGGCUGCAUUGAGAUGAUUGGGGGCUGGCUGAGGAGCAAUGCGUUGGUAGUGGCUGCAGCACCCCUGGGCAUUGCUUUUGUGGAGGUUCUUGGAAUUGUCUUUGCUUGUUGCCUCGUGAAGAGUAUCCAAAGUGGUUAUGAGGUGAUGUAG
Molecule: messenger RNA, 714 nt
Organism: Elephantulus edwardii (Cape elephant shrew)
Lineage: Eukaryota; Metazoa; Chordata; Mammalia; Macroscelidea; Macroscelididae
Product: CD63 antigen-like
Exons: 1
Coding region: 1-714 (237 amino acids)
Cellular component (GO): membrane
Source: RefSeq, a predicted model, not a curated record